Molecule: messenger RNA, 4521 nt
Organism: Pangasianodon hypophthalmus (striped catfish)
Lineage: Eukaryota; Metazoa; Chordata; Actinopteri; Siluriformes; Pangasiidae
Gene: rnft2
Product: ring finger protein, transmembrane 2
Exons: 12
Coding region: 521-1855 (444 amino acids)
Biological process (GO): positive regulation of ERAD pathway
Molecular function (GO): ubiquitin protein ligase activity
Source: RefSeq, a predicted model, not a curated record
CGUAUUCUGAUUGGUCAGCCGCAGCUCUUACCUCCGGAAACAGGAAUCGUUUAAGCCCCGCCUUGUAGCGUUUAGAAACUCGCUAACCGGUACACGAAUAUCUUUAUAUUUGGUAUAUAACACACAAUAUUAGCCAUAUAAAAUGAUAUUUUACACUUAGUACCUUAUAUAGGAAAAAUUAGGAAGCUAUUUGGGAUUCAUUUCAUCUCUAGGGCUGUUCGAGACCUAGAAAUUUGGGAGUCGACUCCGAAUCUGAUUCUGUUUCCAAAGGUGUUAGGAAUCGAUUCGAAUCUUUCCAAUGAUUUAUAUACUUCACAGAACCACAAUUAAAACGCAAUACAGAACCGACUCUCAAGCUUCGGAAGCGGCUUCGUAUUUCUAAUGCCUGGAAUCGGAGAGUCGACUCUUUUUUGAGAUCGACUCCCAGCUCCAUUUAUAGGCAAUAACAAUAGUCGUUAAGGAUCAUCUGUCAUAAACAGCAUGAUAACGCUCCUGAGCUUCUGGUGACUCAGUGGGCGCCAUGCAGAGACGCCACAGUAGUAACACAGAUGGCAUGCCACCUGAAAGGAACAGGAGUCAAACGCUCGGAUCCGAGAGCAGUCUGGACGAAGGAGGUGUGUUUGAUUGUUUGAAGCCCGAGUCUCCCACCUCGCCCCAGCAGCUCUUCUCAGGCCUGGUGGGCGUGUCCGCCAGUGCCGUGACCUCGGCCCCUUUCCAGGCUGCUGGACUCGUCCUUGGGUCUCCUCCUGAGGUCUUCAUCCAGAUGACUACUUCGUCAAGGGAGGAAGGCUCUCACCGGGCAGAGAAUGCAGCGUUUCUUCCUCGCCCUGCCCAGCACCAUCAUCAUCAUCACCACCAUCAUCAUUUCCACCAGUCGGGGCAGCACCGGUCCGCCCUGCUUCAUUCAGCGUCCUCGGCCGAGAGACGGGGCAGCAGGGACGAUGGAGGAGAUGAAGCGUCUUCUCCGGCUCCUGCUCUGUCUGAGCUGAAAGCUGUGGUCACAUGGCUGCAGAGAGGAUUCCCCUUCAUCCUCAUCCUCCUCAUUAAAGUCUGUUUCCAGCACAAGCUCGGUAUUGCUGUGUGCAUUGGCAUGGCCAGCACAUUCGCCUUUGCUAAUUCAACUCUAAAGCACCAGGUGUCGCUACGAGAGGAGAGGUCCAUCUUUGUCGCUCUUUGGAUUCUGGUGUUUCUAGCAGGCAACAUUGUGUAUGUGUAUUACACCUUCAGUGCUGAGGAGCUGCACAACAGUCUGAUAUUUGCCAAGCCGAACAUUAACAGUUAUGAUUUCUUCGACCUGAUCUGGGUGGUCGGAAUCACCGACUUUGUGCUCAAGUACUUCACCAUCGCUGUCAAGUGCCUCGUUCUCUUCCUACCCAAAAUCCUCCUGGCUUUCAAAUCCAGAGGAAAGCUCUAUCUGCUUAUCGAGGAGUUCAGUCAGCUCUUUCGUGCUCUGGUGCCCAUCCAGAUGUGGUACAAGUACAUCAUGGGCGAGGAUCCAUCCAGCAGCUAUUUCCUGGGUGCAGCAUUGAUUAUCAUAUAUAGCCUGUGCAAGUCAUUUGACCUCUGCGGAAGAAUAUCAGGUAUUCGAAAAGCCUUCGUUGUGCUCUGUAGCUCGCAGAGUUACGGUAUGAGGGCCAGCACGCAGCAGUGCAGUGAGGCAGGCGAUGUGUGUGCAAUCUGCCAGGCUGAAUUCAGAGAGCCAAUCGCUCUGCUCUGUCAGCAUGUGUUCUGUGAGGACUGUCUGUGGCUGUGGUUCGACCGGGAACGGACCUGUCCGCUGUGCCGUGCGGUCGUCGUGGAAACGCCACGCAGCUGGAAGGAUGGCACCACAUCUGCGCACUUUCAGAUCUACUGAUAAGAUAUGAUGUUAAACUCCCAUUAAAGCCCUGUGGGGGUGGGGGGGAAUAAUCAAUUCCUAGAUAUCGACAGUAUCAGUAUUUCCAUUCAGACGAGAUAAAAAUGAUAAGAUCUGUGGUCACACUGGAGAAAAUCAUAUUGUAGGCUGUAGAAAUGGAAAAGUUGCAUCGAGCUGCGCAAAGCCUUCCCGUCCCAACUCGUAGCACAGACUCAAUCUUUUUUUUCCAUCCAUUGGCGUUAACUUUGCUCUGUUCCACUGCAUCAGCACUUAUUAAGAGUAUCUCUGAUAUAAAACAACAUUUCUGAGAACGGAAAAGCCUUGUCAGUUAUGCAGUGUUGCCCUCUACUGUUUCUCCAUAGCAGCAUACGUUAUCUCAUAGCCAUCAAAAAUGCUAAAUCUGUUCAAUAAUAUUCUAAUGCAUGAUGAUCUAUGACUGUACUUUCAUUUUUACUUACUCGAUUAAAAGCCUCUUUCAUUACAAAAAAAGAAAAUCAGUAAAAUUCUUCCCUUCUGCUCAAGUCAAAAGCCUUUUAUUGUCAGAGAUCACAGAAAAUCACAAUAUCAAAAUAGCAGAGGUAAAUCACGUUGAAUAAAAACACAUAGUAACGCGAGCUAGGUUCUUAAUCCAGUGUGUAUAAAAGACUGUAGCUGUUGUAAACAUUGGAUUCACAUUAUGCUGUUUUUGAGUUCGUGCGGACGUUUUUUCUACGUUAACACUGCGAGCAACCAUCAAGUCAAAGCCCUUUAUAAAAAGCUCUAGAAAAGAUUUGUCUUGAUUCAGAAAUACCUACUGUAGGUCAAAAUACAGCUCAGAAAGUUCUAGCGUACAAAUAUACAUCAUCAUAAAGAGCCUCGGAUCAGAAAGAAAGAAAACAAAGAAACUAACACGGAAAGGAAAAAGGCAACUGUCUAAAUCCAAAGAAAGACACAAAGGAACAGAAGGAAUAAGGAAAUUACCUAAAUCGAAACAAACACAGAAAUAAAUACUUAAAUAAACACUUAAAUAAACACAUGAAUAAAUACUUAAAUACUUAAAUAAAUGAAUUAAUGAAUGAAUUAAUGAAUGAAUGAAUUUAAUGAAUGAAUACAGAAAGAAAGUCAAAGAGAAAGAAAGAAAGUAAGAAAGAAAUUCUAAACUAAAAAAAGAAAGAAAUCAUUAUUGUGACCCUGAUCAGGAUAAGGCAGAAAGUGAGUGAGAGAGAGAGAAAUAAAUCUGAAUUAAGAAAGAAAGAAAGAAAGAAAUCAUAAUGUGACCCUGAUCAGGAUAAGGCAGAAAGUGAGUGAGAUAAAUCUGAAUUGUCAGAUAAAUCUGAAUUAAGAAAAAAACAAAGUCCUUAAACUGAAGAAAGAAAAAAACAGAAUGAAAAAAGAGGAAAAAUAUGAGAGAAAAAAAUGAACAAGGAGAAAGAGAGAAAGAAAGAGAGAAAGAAAUCACAGUUGUGACCCUGAUCAGGAUAAGGCAGAAAGUGAGUGAGUGAAAGAGAAAUAAAUCUGAAUUAAGAAAGAAAGAGAGAGAGAGAGAAAGAGAAAAGAAAGAAAAAGAAUAAUGUAAAUUAAGAAAGAAGGAAAGAAGGGAAUUCCUGACUUGUUUGUAGCUUAUUAGUAAAGUUACAGUGCAAUAUGCAGAGGACAUUUUGGUAAAGAGCUCUUCCUCUGAAGACUCAUCACGUAUACAUUUUAGAAUUUUAUACUUUUGAAUAUAUUUUUUUUUAGCAAUGAAUAGAAAUCAGUUUUGUAGUCAGCGAGUUUCACACUCCUAUUGCGACGACUGUAAAUAAUUUUCCCCUCCACCGUCAGGGGACAGUGACCUCAUCGCAGUAUUGUCGGCGUCCCCGGAGACACAGCGGUUGGUUUGACUACGUUUGACCUGAACGCCUCGUACCAAAACAAUCGCGCACCAAAUGACAUCAUUUCACAGCUGGUGCAAGCCAGAGGGUUCGCUAAUCACGUGCUGCAACGGCGCAGCGCUCGUCCGAGAGGGGGAGAGUGGGAUGAGAUGAAAGUGUGGAUGUGAUGGUAUGACCAAUAACACUUCACCAAACACCAGUAAAGUACACAUGAGGACAAAAAGACAUAUCCAGGGACGAGGACUGCUUGUGGAAGUGAAGAUGCGUCACUCUCCUCACGUCUGAAUCCCACCUGCAGCACAGAGAACGACAGACUAUUACAUUCAUCUGUUAUAAUAAUCUGGAAAUAUUUUUAUUUCAGUACGUCCUCGUGUCGCUUCCACAUAAACAUAAGCUUUAAUUCCUAGAAGUAGACCAGGAACAUAACGUAAUCAUUUUUUUCCUUAUUACAUUUAUUCUCAUUUCUCAUUCAGGAAGCCUAGACUAACUUAUACCUGCCACUGACAUCUGCCGUUUGACACGUUUUAUCCUAAUAAUGCAUAUUAGUUAUGAUUUAAUAUUAGUCUCUUCAUUUGGUCAGUUAAAUUUCCAUGCCAUUCUCGUUAAAGGAAAAAAAAAUUUCCGCCUCAACCUUGAACAUUUGUCACAUUUUUUUUUUUUCUCCUCACAUGAUCACUUAGCUUUGUUGAAGUUGGUUUACCAAAAUAAAUAAAUAAUCGGGUUUUUUUCUGUGCUUGUGUUAAACAGAGAAGAAUAAAGACAAAAAUAAUAAUAAAAAACUGAAAUCAAAGAAAUUACAGUUUUUAAAGAAUAUUU